AGUUUAACCUACAGCUAUUUGUAGAUGGAGUUACCGCUUCCUGUUCCCUCAGCUGGCUCCAUCACAACCUACGCUGCUGUUGGCAUCGGUGGUGCUUUGGUCGGAGGGCUCGUAGCAGUUGCUUAUUCCCGGAGGUUCUCAUCUCAUGAUGCUGCGCGGGGCGAGGGCAUUUCGCAGCUUCCAAGCGAAGGAGGGCGAAUGUGGUUCAGUGAAGUUUCUGAACAGAUGUGGCCAGGCCAAUCGAUGAGCCUCGAGAUUUCGCAGAUCCUCUAUCACAAGAGGUCGAAGUUCCAGGAUGUUCUAGUCUUCGACUCAACCACAUGGGGGAGAGUAUUGUGCUUAGAUGGAAUCAUUCAAACCACUGAUAAGGACGAGUUCUGUUACCAGGAGGCUAUGGCGCACACGCCUGCCUUCCUACAUCCCAACCCCAAGAAAGUCCUGGUCAUCGGUGGUGGAGAUGGUGGGAUCCUCCGAGAACUAGCCAAGCAUGCGUCCAUCACGGAGCUCCACAUAUGUGAGAUCGACGGAGAGGUCAUUGAAGUCUCAAGACGAUACAUGAAGCAGCUGUCAGUUGCCUUCGACGAUCCUCGAGUUCGCAUUCAUCUGGAGGACGGCGCUGCCUUCAUGAAGCGCCAUUCGAGCGAGUUUGACAUCAUCGUUUGUGACACGAGCGACCCCAUAGGACCGGCUACGACUUUGUUCGAGAACGAUUUCUAUGAUGCCAUAUACAAUGCACUAACUCCGAACGGUGUUGCCGCAACUCAAGGUGAAUGCUACCAUCUGAGUAUACCGUUGAUACGCCGUUUGAUCGAGCACUCCAGGAAGCACUUCACUGAUGUCCGCUACGCUGAUGUUCGUAUUCCUACGUAUCCUUGUGGACAAAUUGGAUGCUUGGUGUUAGCAAAGGGUAAGGGGGUGAGGGCCGAUGAGCCUGUCCGCACUGUCCCCAAGGAGAUGGCGGGUAAGUUGAAGUACUACAGCACAAAGCUACACAGAACACAGUUCACUCUGCCCGCGCAAGUGCAUCGGGACAUUUAUGGUACGGCGAUCGAGUGAUGGCAGUUCUCGGAUAUUUUCUGGUCUCUUAGUCGAAUAAACGUUUCUU
This is a messenger RNA of Perkinsus marinus ATCC 50983, 1105 nucleotides long. RefSeq names its product spermidine synthase, putative. The record is from RefSeq and is a predicted model, not a curated record. Gene Ontology annotation, biological process: spermidine biosynthetic process. Bases 25 to 1056 code for a protein of 343 amino acids. Gene Ontology annotation, cellular component: cytosol. Lineage: Eukaryota; Perkinsozoa; Perkinsida; Perkinsidae. The transcript is spliced from 9 exons. Gene Ontology annotation, molecular function: spermidine synthase activity.